AUCAAAUAUAAACUUUAAAAAUAUUCGGAUUUUCGUAGAAAUAUGGAAAUCCUGAAGAAUGAAAGAAAAGAAACUAAUUCGAAACCUCUUAAAGAAAAACAAGUAAACAAAGGAGUCGAAAAGAAAUUCGAAAAUAACGAGGCCAAAUAUUUUGUGGAGCAAAAUGAAAAGCCGAAAAUGUUUCGAAUUAAUUGUGAAAUAGACAUUCUAUCUUUAGUCCUGUUUUCUUUAGGCGUUCUAACUCGAAUGUAUAAUCUGGAAGAACCCAAAAAUAUAGUAUUUGACGAAUUACAUUAUGGAAAAUACGUUUCAUUGUAUAUGAAAAACACAUUUUUCUUCGACUCACACCCCCCUCUAGGCAAGCAGUUGAUUGCCCUUGUAGCUUACAUUGCCGGCUACGAUGGUAAAUACAAAUUCGAUAAAAUAGGGUCCCCUUACAAUUCCUCAGUCCCUCUAGUGGCAUUACGAUUCGUUCCUGCCUUUUUUGGCAGCAUUUUAAUUCCCACUGUAUACCAUUUAAUGUUAGAAGCAGGUUUGUCUCAAUGGAGUUCUCUUCUAGCCGCAUUAUUAUUUUUACUAGAUAACGCCUUUUUGACUCAAAGUAGGUUCAUUCUCAUGGAAUCCAUGCUGAUAUUUUUCUCGUUGUUCGGGCUCUUAUCCAUUUUAAAAUUUCGAAAGUAUUACAGCAACCCGUAUUCGAUAUUUUGGUUUCUCUGGUUAAUCUCAUCGUGUGUUUCGUUAACUUGCGCUGUAAGUAUCAAAUACGUAGGGAUUUACACUUGCGCUUUGGCUGUUAUUAUAGUUUUGCAAGAUUUCUGGAAGCUUCUAUCAUCAGAUAAAGUCUCCGAUUCCGCUCUCUGCUUUAGAUUCUUCGUUCAAACAUUCACUGCUCUAGUUGUAGCAAUUUCCGUUUACUUAGGAGUGUUCUAUAUACAUUUAAACACCCUGUAUAAAGCGGGGCCGCACGACAGCAUUAUGACCAGCGCUUUUCAAGCAUCACUAGAAGGGGGCCUUGCGAGCAUCACGAAAGGCCAACCGUUACUCGUGGCACACGGAUCACAAAUAACUUUACGCCAUACACAUGGAAGAACGUGCUGGCUGCAUUCCCACAAUGCCGCUUAUCCGAUUAGAUAUCCGGAUAAAAGGGGGUCCAGUCAUCAACAACAAGUCACUUGUUAUUCGUUUAAAGAUGUUAAUAAUUGGUGGAUUGUGAAAAGGCCGGAGAAAAACGAAUUAACCGUAGAACAACCUGUGGAUGCUAUAAAACAUGGGGAUGUAAUACAGCUCGUGCAUGGGAUAACUAGUCGUGCUUUAAACACCCACGACGUGGCUGCUCCGAUGUCCCCGCAAUGCCAGGAAGUUUCCUGCUAUAUCGAUUACAACAUCUCGAUGCCUGCUCAGAACCUUUGGAGAGUCGAAAUUAUCAACAGGGAUCAGAAUGGUGAUAUAUGGCACACAAUCCAAUCUCAGAUAAGGCUCAUUCAUAUCGACACGAAUACAGCCUUAAAAUUCACGGGAAGGCAAUUACCCGAUUGGGCAUUCCAUCAACACGAAGUUGCAGCCGACAGGGUGAUUGUUCAAGAUGACACCGUGUGGAAUGUUGAAGAACACAGGUACACUAAAUCCGGAGAUCAGAAGGAGAGAGAACGGGAAAUGAUAACGGCCGAAAUGAUACCGACUACUCCGACUACAUUGAGUUUCUGGCAAAAGUUUUACGAAUUGCAUUACAAGAUGGUGUUUGCGAACACCGAAAGCGUGCAAAAUCACAUGUACAGCUCGGAACCGCAUGAAUGGCCGUUCAUGUCUAGAGGUAUAGCUUAUUGGAUAUCUUCAGCGAGUAAUGCGCAAGUACAUCUUUUGGGCAAUAUGGCGAUAUGGUACACGGGCACCUUGGGAUUUUUUACAUAUAUAAUUUUAUUGAUUGUAUACCUCCUGCGGCGCCGGCGUCAGUGUUACGAUUUACCACCGUUCGUUUGGUCGCAAUUCCAAAAAACCGGGGAAAUAUUUCUAACGGGCUACUUGAUUCAUUAUUUACCGUAUUUCUUCGUAGACAGGACUCUCUUUUUACACAAUUACCUUCCAGCUUACGCGUUUAAAACUCUUCUAUUGGUAGCUACUUUAGAGCACAUUUAUACAGCUGUAAGUAGCUAUUUGUUUAACUAUAAAUAUUUAAGAACGUUUGUUCUUGUACUGAUUGUUUGUUGGUUGGGCUAUGUGGUGUUUGUAUUCAAAACGUUCCUUGUACUCAGUUAUGGAACGACCGAUUUAACUACGGAUGAUAUUAUUAAUUUAAGAUGGAAAGACACUUGGGACUUUAUCGUUCACAAGAAUUAAGAAGGAAUCUCGAUUUUAUCGACAUAUUUAUAUUAAAUAAAUUCUAUUUAUAUCUACUUGUUAAUAUUUAAAAAUGUUCGAAUAUUUUAUGAUAAUUUUUUAUUUUUAUAAUAAAUUUAAGCAAAAAUUU
Messenger RNA from Phyllotreta striolata, 2464 nucleotides. Lineage: Eukaryota; Metazoa; Arthropoda; Insecta; Coleoptera; Chrysomelidae. The record is from the annotation of a GenBank genome assembly.